Oryza brachyantha (malo sina) is the source of this 1297-nucleotide messenger RNA. RefSeq lists its product as uncharacterized. Bases 87 to 980 code for a protein of 297 amino acids. Lineage: Eukaryota; Viridiplantae; Streptophyta; Magnoliopsida; Poales; Poaceae. The record is from RefSeq and is a predicted model, not a curated record. The transcript has 4 exons.
CCGCCGCUUUGCGUUGCGGUGCGUGCGUGUGCGCCACACCGUCACCUUCGCCGGCCGCUUGCCGGGUGCACCACCGCAAGGUUAGAAUGAGGCGACAAGGACAGGGACAGUAUGAUGGACCAGACAUAAACUCCAUGGUGGCUGCUCAGUUGCAUCACUACCAGACACAACAAAGGGUUCAACAACACCCUGAUAAUAACUACCCUGGAAGAGAUCCUGGGAAAACUGCUGAUGAACAGCAGUAUACCGCCCCAAAGGUGAGACAGAGUCAAUGGGAUCGAGGUGGUCCAAAUGUCCCAAAUCAGAUUCCAGCAUAUGCAUACAAUGAAGGUAAAAGUGCUCAGGGUGCGCAGUCCUUUUAUGAUGGACAGAGAUCUGAUUUAAAGGUUGGUCUAGAAAAGCAGCCCAGCAAAGAAUCGAGGAACCAGCCUCGUAAUGAUAGGUUUGAAGCAAGGCAUGAGGAUUAUAAUCUUCCACGUACAUUUGAAGGUCUAGAGCAGAAUUUUCAUGAAGACGCUGUGAUGCUAUCCAAGGAACUACAUGAUGCCGAGGAUGCUGAAAAUGCCAGGCACAGGCAGAGAUUGAAUGAAAUAAAUGCAGAGUACCAGGAGAAACUGUUGGCACUUCGAGCUCGCCAAGCAACCUAUAGAGAAGAAUUCCUGCGCAAGGAGUCUCAGGCACGCCAGCAGCAAUACCAACAGGCUAGCAUGAGCAGUUAUGCAAACAACGCAAUGCCCAGGGAGACGCACGGCUAUACUCCAGCGGGAGCAACACCACCACCGCCUCCUUCUGCUGCUUCAGCUGGUGGUACUUACGGAGAGGCUCAUCGGAAUUAUGCUUCAGCCCAGUAUGACUCCUUUAGGGAGCGUCCAGACUACCCGGAAUUCCGUGGCCACGGCCGAGGCCAAGGUCAUGGCCUUGAGCACCGUGGUCAGUUCCCUGGUGGUCGUGCUUAUAAUUCUGGUGGCCGAAGAUUUUAGAGAUGCCUUGUUCAAAGUUAAACUAUAGUCGAUUGGCUCAUCUCUUUUAAUCUCGUGAUGCAAUUUGCAUUUAAACCUAUAUACUUGGAAAAGCUGUUUACCAUUGAAAUCACUGGUAUGCAGGUAUCAAACAGCUCUAGAUCACCAGAUAUCACCGGCACUGUUGUGCUUGUUUUCAGUUGCAGCCUUGUAAGAGUUAAUUCUGGUUUCUUUGUAAUUUGGUAGAGAAAAGUGAGAAUAACUAAUACCAUACUCCCAUGGCUUCUCUGCUGUACAUUCAUGCCCUGCAAUGAAUAAUACCAGGGAUGCAAUUCUGC